AUGCCGAAUUCAAGCAGCUCCACAUCUUCCACAAAGAGCAUCCGGAGAGCUGCGUCUGAACUCGAGCGCUCAGAUUCUAUUACGUCUCAGAAGUUUGUUGGGAGGCGGCAGAGUUUGAUCGAGGAUGCGCGUAAGGAGCGCGAGGCGGCGGCCGCGGCGGCGGAGGCUGCAGGACUGAGCGAGCAGAUCGUGUUUGAGGAGAGCGAUGGAAAAGCAUUGAUCAGCCUCUUCUUCACUCUCAGGUGCUCUAAAAGCCCUGCGCUGUCCCGCACCUUGAAGGUUUUCGAGACAUUUGAGGCCAAAAUCCACCAUCUUGAAACCAGACCCAGCCGAAAACCAAAGGAUGGCUUGGAGGACCUAGAAUAUUAUGUUCAGUGUGAAGUGCACCUGUCGGAUGUUAGCACGCUGGUCAGCUCUUUGAAGAGAAGUGCAGAGGAUGUCAAAACCACAAAGGAGGUCAAAUUUCAUUGGUUUCCCAGAAAAAUAGCUGAGCUUGAUAAAUGCCAUCAUCUUGUCACCAAAUAUGAUCCGGAUCUGGAUCAGGAUCACCCAGGAUUUACUGACCCUGUUUACAGAAAACGACGGAAGAUGAUCGGAGACAUUGCCUUCAAAUACAGACAUGGAGAACCAAUUCCUAGAGUGGACUAUACAGAGGAAGAAAUCGGAACAUGGCGGGAGGUCUACUCCACCCUCCGAGAUCUGUACACGACCCACGCCUGCAGUGAACAUUUAGAGGCUUUCCGGUUACUGGAGAAACAUUGCGGCUACAGCCCAGAUAACAUCCCUCAGCUGGAGGAUGUGUCCUGCUUCUUAAAAGAACGCACAGGAUUUCAGUUGAGGCCAGUGGCAGGUUUGCUCUCAGCACGCGAUUUUUUGGCCAGCCUGGCUUUUCGUGUGUUCCAGUGCACACAGUACAUACGGCACGCUUCCUCCCCCAUGCACUCCCCUGAACCGGAUUGCGUCCAUGAACUCCUCGGCCAUGUACCGAUAUUGUCUGAUCGAACAUUUGCACAGUUUUCUCAGAGUAUUGGUUUGGCAUCUCUUGGAGCUUCUGAUGAAGAUAUUGAGAAGCUAUCGACAAUGUACUGGUUCACUGUGGAGUUUGGACUGUGUAAACAGGGAGGGGUGAUUAAAGCGUAUGGAGCAGGACUGCUGUCAUCCUAUGGAGAGCUGGUGCAUUCUCUUUCAGAUGAGCCAGAGAGACGAGAAUUUGACCCAGAUAUUGUUGCUGUUCAGCCAUACCAAGACCAGACUUACCAACCUGUCUAUUUUGUGUCAGAAAGCUUUGUGGACGCUACUGAGAAACUAAGAACAUAUGUGACCCGCAUCAAGCGACCGUUUUCUGUGCGGUUCGAUCCGUACACGGACAGCAUAGAAGUGCUGGACAACCCACUGAAGAUCCAGAAAGGCCUGGAGACCAUAAAAGAUGAACUGAAGAUUCUCACAGAUGCCCUGAAUGUGUUGGCUUAA
This is a messenger RNA of Danio rerio (zebrafish), 1470 nucleotides long. RefSeq names its product tyrosine hydroxylase (gene th). Gene Ontology annotation, biological process: catecholamine biosynthetic process; dopamine biosynthetic process; aromatic amino acid metabolic process. Gene Ontology annotation, molecular function: tyrosine 3-monooxygenase activity; monooxygenase activity; oxidoreductase activity, acting on paired donors, with incorporation or reduction of molecular oxygen, reduced pteridine as one donor, and incorporation of one atom of oxygen. Gene Ontology annotation, cellular component: perinuclear region of cytoplasm; neuron projection; axon. NCBI's taxonomy places the organism in Eukaryota, Metazoa, Chordata, Actinopteri, Cypriniformes, Danionidae. The record is from RefSeq and is marked provisional.